Messenger RNA from Amborella trichopoda, 1998 nucleotides. Its product is annotated as fasciclin-like arabinogalactan protein 16. The record is from RefSeq and is a predicted model, not a curated record. NCBI's taxonomy places the organism in Eukaryota, Viridiplantae, Streptophyta, Magnoliopsida, Amborellales, Amborellaceae.
CUCCUCAGGUCCGAACUCUCUCACACACCAACAAACACCGAAAGAGUAAAGUCAAGCUCUGUGUUCUUCCUCCUCUCUAUCUCUCUCUCUCUCUAACUUCGCCAUUCCCUCUUUCUGGUCUCUCUCUUCUGCAAAUCCGCCAUGGAUGUGCAGAAGAUGCACGGUUUUUUGCAAAUCGCCGUCGCCCUGAGUCUCCUGCUGUGUAAUGGCCCAAAUGCAGCUGCAUUGCAAAAACCAGAGUCGAUUGCAGGUGCCACAGCUUCGUCUUCUGGUUUCAAUUCGUCGCCGAUCAACUCGAAUUCAGUUUUGGUUGCCCUUCUGGACUCACAUUACACGGAGCUCGCUGAGCUCCUGGAAAAGGCCCUACUCCUGCAAACCCUAGAGGAAGCGGUGGGGAAGCACAACAUCACCAUUUUUGCGCCGAGGAACGAGGCCCUGGAGCGAGAUCUGGACCCUGAGUUCAAGCGGUUCUUGCUGGAGCCUGGUAAUCUCAAGUCGCUGCAGUCUCUGAUACUCUUCCAUGUCAUUCCUCGCCGGAUUCCGGCCAAAAACUGGCCGGAAUCGGAUGCACACUCCCACGACACACUGUCCAGCGACCGCCUCACCCUGACAUGCAAAAACCGGGUCAGAAAGGUGGAUCUGGCCUCCCUCAUCCACCCGGACUCUAUCGUCCGGCCAGAUGGUGUCAUACACGGGAUAGAGCGGCUCCUGAUCCCCCGCUCCGUACAGGCCGAGUUCAACAAGCGGCGGAGCUUAACCUCAAUCCAAGCCGUGUUGCCUGAGGGUGCACCUGAAGUUGACCCGAGAACAGCCCGGCUCAAGAAACCGGCUCACUCGGCACCCGCACCACCCUACACGCCCACUCUCCCCAUCUAUGCGGCCAUGGCUCCCGGUCCAUCACUGGCUCCAGCCCCUGCCCCUGGACCCGGCUCCGGCCACCACUGGUUUGAUGGAGAGAGCCAGAUCAAGGACUUUAUCCAUACCCUUCUGCAUUACGGUGGAUACAACGAGUUAGCUGAUAUUUUGGUUAAUCUUACCUCAUUAGCCACUGAGAUGGGAAAGUUAGUAUCUGAGGGCUAUGUAAUCACUGUCUUGGCCCCUAAUGACGAGGCGAUGGCUCAAUUAACGGCCGAUCAAUUGAGUGAACCUGGUGCGCCGGAGCAGAUUGUGUACUAUCAUGUGAUCCCGGAGUACCAGACGGAGGAGAGCAUGUACAAUGCGGUUAGGAGGUUUGGGAAGCUGCAGUACGAGACACUGCGGCUGCCACACAAGCUCGUUGCGGAGGAGGCGGAUGGGUCGGUGAAGUUUGGGCACGGGGAAGGAUCCGCAUACCUUAUUGAUCCCGACAUUUAUAUGGACGGUAGGAUUUCAGUCCAGGGAAUCGAUAAGGUACUGUUCCCUCCAGAUGAGAGGCCAACGCCAAAGGGGAAGAAGACGGAGUUGACGAGUAAGACUGCUGCCAAGGCGCCAGCGAGGAGAGGGAAAUUGCUUGAAGUGGCAUGCAGGAUGCUUGGGGCAUUUGGACAAGAUUCUCGUUUCUCCACCUGCCAUUAAAACAAAUAAGAAAAGCGUGCUAGAUUUGUCGGGGUGAAAAGGAAUUCCCACAUAUACUCCAACACGAGGGCAUUUGGAGAAGAAAGUGUUUUCUUUUUGGGGUUUUAGAGGAAAUUAGUGAAAUCUGCGGGUGGGUUUUUGCUGGUUUCCUCUUCUAUAAAUAUUAAAAUUUUUUGUGUGUAGCAUUAUUAUUGAUGUUAUUACCAUUAUUGCUAUCUUUUUGUGAAGAAGUCCUGUAGUGAAGAAGAAAGAAACAGGGUGCUGUUCUCUCUCUCUCUCUCUAUUUCUCUCUCUACUCUCUCUCCCAUGUCUCGAGGCAUGGGAGUCGUACAGUGUUGCCCAGAGCAUUCACGUGGGCCUUUCCACGUCUUUCCCACCGUAUUACAAUAAAUUGAAGUGAAAAAAUAAAUUCUUUUGGUGGCAAUAAAAGCUGUAAUUAAUGGA